AUGCUGAUAGUGUGCAGCAUAGUACAGGUUGUUCUCGGAUGUGCUGCAACAUCUCCUGGCACAACGCCAACGACUAUCAGUCCGAUAAGAACUACCAUCACCACUACGAGGGCUCCGACUACCACUGCCAUCAGAACUACCACUAGAACCACGACGACCACGACAGCAGCCAUCGCACUCGCCUGUCAAAGUUGUACAUUAUCACAAAUAUCUUUUGACGCUUCAAAUGGUGAUCCAGGCCGAAUUGACGCAGACUUCGCUAAAGUGGAGCCCAAUGACCCACAGACGGACUGCUUACGUUUGACGGCGAUUUGUGCCGCUCAAGCAGGAUUCGCAUCUUUCAUGGAAUUCAACAUCAAUCAAGGUGGUCCCGAAGAGAAUCAGAAACUUCGUAUCCAGGUUCUUGAAGUCCCUCUGGAGUGCGUCGAUGGUGCAUGGUACUACCGAACGAGUACAAUUCAGCAAGUGAACUCUGUCCAGUGCACUGAGUUUAACGCUGGCUAA
Messenger RNA from Ostertagia ostertagi, 504 nucleotides. The record is from the annotation of a GenBank genome assembly. NCBI's taxonomy places the organism in Eukaryota, Metazoa, Nematoda, Chromadorea, Rhabditida, Trichostrongylidae.